AUGGACGGUAAAACGGGGAACAGCGCUACGGCUAGCAAGCCAGUGUUCUUUUUUGAUAUCGACAACUGCCUGUACUCUAGAAGUCACAAAAUUCAUGAUCUCAUGGCGAAGCUCAUCGACCAAUACUUCAUAACACACCUCUCGCUAGGUGAAGAAGAAGCAUCGAGAUUGACGAGAGAGUACUACAAGACCUACGGCCUCGCCAUCGAAGGCUUGGUCCGCCAUCAUAAAAUCGACCCUCUGGACUACAACGCAAAGGUAGAUGACGCCCUGCCUCUGGAGGAUAUUCUGAAGCCCGACACAGAGCUCCGCGAGCUCUUGGAGGACAUCGACACCAGCAAGGUCACGCUCUGGCUUUUCACAAAUGCCUACGUCAACCACGGAAAGCGCGUUGUGCGACUCCUGGGAAUCGAUGACCUCUUCGGCGGUCUGACAUACUGCGAUUACGCUCAGUAUCCUUUUGUAUGCAAACCAGCAAAGGAAAUGUUCCGCAGGGCCAUGGAACAGGCGGGGAUUGAAAACCCAGUAAAUUGCUACUUUGUCGACGACUCCUAUGAUAAUUGCAAGAGUGCAAAAGAACUUGGGUGGACGGCCGCACACCUUGUCGAAGAAGGGUUGCCGAUCCCCGAGACCCAGGCUUCCCAGUUCCAGAUUUGUCAUCUACGAGAGCUUCGCGACAUUUAUCCCCAAUUCUUCAAGUCCAGCGUUCAAAAAGCUAGAUUGAGACACACAAGAAUUAUUUGA
Colletotrichum orchidophilum is the source of this 744-nucleotide messenger RNA. RefSeq names its product pyrimidine 5'-nucleotidase. Lineage: Eukaryota; Fungi; Ascomycota; Sordariomycetes; Glomerellales; Glomerellaceae. Bases 1 to 744 code for a protein of 247 amino acids. Gene Ontology annotation, molecular function: nucleotidase activity. The transcript is spliced from 4 exons. The record is from RefSeq and is a predicted model, not a curated record. Gene Ontology annotation, biological process: pyrimidine nucleobase metabolic process; nucleotide catabolic process.